CUCCUUCUUCCUGCCAUUUACCUACCACCAGUCUGGAGAAGACUCUUCCAACAAAAGAAGAAGCAUUGAAGAGAAAACACAGGUAUUAAAAAUUCACUAGGAACUUUUUGUAAAAAACAAAAUUAAAGGCGUGCAAUUUUCUCCAAUUGACGCGUUCUUUCUACUUGCUUAUAGCGAUUCAAGACACAGGAGGGAUCUCCUAUCUUCUUAUUUCAUUUUAACUUUUUAAACCACGCGUUUUAUAGCCUAGACAACAAGUUUUUUACGACUUCAUAUUUCACCUUCUACUUCCCUAAAAUCGGAAUUCUUCGUACGACGUUUUCGUUAGAAUUCCUUAUAUAAUCUCCUUUUUUUAGAAGGCGCUAUAUUAAAAGAGCAUCGAUAAAAAUCGGGGUCUUUUUACUUUUUAUUUUUUUCUUUUAAUAACAAAGCAGUUACGUGGUCAUUCUCGUGAACAGCUGAAGCUUGCAGUUUUUCACCUUUUGACGUUUUCAAUUGCACGGAGCUUACGGACUUAACCAGCCUGACACACAACGUAAUUUUGCAACUCGCGUAAAAAAAAAAGGGUUACAUUGAAACGAUCAUACAGACGUAUCAGAGACGACAUUAAAACAGUGUAAAUUGUUUGAUUGGCCGAUUAUUUUCCUACACUUCAAUUAUCCAAGCCUUUUCUAACCUCGUUGACCAAUCCUCCGUCUUUAUUAUAACAGAGUGUUCCUUAUAUUGUGGUCGAUCAGUUGUGCGUUGUCAUCAUCGUCUUCAUCUAAAUUGGAAAUUUCACACGACUUGAUAUAUUUUAACCACAAAAUUUCUUCUUGGUUUUUUCCAAUUUCUUUAGUUUUACUAAAAACUUUUUCUUUUUCUUUUUUUUUUUUCUUUCUGUUCUUGCCAAUUUAAGUAUUUGCUUGAAAAUUUUUCAGCAUUUCUUUUUUAGUUGUCACGUUUUGUCCUGUCAUUUCAUCCGCGGAUUUGAAGCUUGACAAAUACCAAAGAAUUUUCCCUGCUGUUAAUUCCUAUCAACCGUUUGAACAAAAAAGUUAGGUUAUUUAAAAACACUGAAGCUUACUUUCUUUCGCAAAGUAUUUUUUUUCCUCGUAUUCUCUAAGCUGAGAAUUUUUUAUCCCAUAUAUAAUGUUUCGUGCAAGAUUUUCAAGGUUUUGGAAUCACCAAGCUGGUCCUAAAACAGUCCAUUUUUGGGCUCCUGCUAUGAAAUGGACCUUGGUGUUAUCAGGUAUUAGUGACUAUACACGUCCCCCUCAGUACCUUUCUGCUCGCCAAUACGGUGCUUUGUGCGCUACCGGUGCUAUCUGGACUCGAUGGUCUUUGAUUGUACGCCCAAAAAACUACUUUAAUGCAACUGUCAACUUCUUUUUGGCCAUCGUUGGUGCCAUUCAACUUUCAAGAAUUUUCGCGUAUCAACAACAACAAAAACGCAUCAAGCCAAAUGCUGAAGUAAAAGAACCAAAUCAAAAUCUUGCUUAGCGCUUUUCCAGCUAAGUAAAGAUAUGUAUUAAGACAAGCAUUAACAGGAAGCUCAUUUUCCUCGUUUCCUUCAUCAUGACUUUUUUCUUAUCAUUUGUGUUGUGACAUAAUUGAUUAUUAAGCCUGACUAACUCUUCUGUUGGAGGCUUUUUUUGUUUUUUUCUUACUCUUGAAACUUUCUUGAAAGUUUGAGCCUUUGCUAUUUUCUCUCACUAAUUUAGGGUACGGGAAGUGUAUUUGCUCAUUGAAAAAAAUCUGUCACUUGUUAUUUGAAGGCUCUACUAGGAUGAACCAAAAAGAAAAAGAAACCAAAUAAAUCUCCAAUUGCUAUUUCUGGUUUCACUUAUGUUAUUCCUUUGGAGUUUAUUUUAUCUAUUUUCUCGUUCUGAUUUCAUUGUGCAUCUAUUUAUGCAUCAAUCUCCCUACGAGUACGCUUUCGUUUUUUCUUUCCUUGUUUUCAAAAUAUAUCCUAUCAUUUUAAUCUCUGCCAUUGCUUGACGUACCAUAAUGCUCAAAUUGAACAAUUGGUUCGUAUAAGAUUUGUUGCAUGGCAAAGUUUACGUUAUCCCUCUCUCCUCUUUUGAUGUCUAAACGAUACAUUUCUUUUUAGUUUUUUAAAACGAGACAAUGAUGGUAUAUAUAUAAAUAUAUAUACGUAUGCAUGUAUGCUAUGUUUCCUCUAUGCUUAUGCUUAUAAACCAAACGGUCAAGGAUACAAUGAUUAUAAACAGGUUUUAGUAUGGGUACAAUUCGAUUUAACUACCAGUAAUGUGCAUUCGCAAUAACGAAUAACUUCUCAGUUAUUUAUUUCUCUGAAGUUGCAAAUAUCACUUGAUUAAUUUUUAGUCUUGCUAUGAAAUUUAAUUAAGACAUAUAUUUCCGUAAGCUAUAGUAAUCU
Messenger RNA from Schizosaccharomyces cryophilus OY26, 2380 nucleotides. Its product is annotated as BRP44 protein. The coding region runs from base 1132 to 1482 and encodes 116 amino acids. NCBI's taxonomy places the organism in Eukaryota, Fungi, Ascomycota, Schizosaccharomycetes, Schizosaccharomycetales, Schizosaccharomycetaceae. Gene Ontology annotation, biological process: pyruvate import into mitochondria. The transcript has a single exon. The record is from RefSeq and is a predicted model, not a curated record. Gene Ontology annotation, cellular component: mitochondrial inner membrane. Gene Ontology annotation, molecular function: pyruvate transmembrane transporter activity.